GUUCGAUGGAGCUGCUUUGUAUGGACAUGGUGGGGGAUUUGUGACAGCGGCAGCGCUGCUGGGAAACAAACAAGGACGUGGUCGGGGUUGGGGACUAUUUUUUCCCUCCUCGAUCCUCUCUCGAUCUUGCACCGACUGCUUCCCCACCCAGCGAGAUUUCUGAGGAUAUGUCUGCUUGGAAGUGGGCUGUCUUUUGAAAGUCUGAUGAGUGAGAGUGCCGGCAGCCUGCGCCUCCACCGCGAUGGUCGACAUGGAGAGCCACUACCAUCCCCCUUCCCCCCUGGAGGACUCGAUGCUGGGCAGCCCUCUCUGCCACGAUGACGACUUCAUGGGCGGCAUGGAGGAGCUUCAGGACAUCUCUCGAGCCAUCGACAACGACCCCCUCAGCUCCUUUGAUGUCCCCGAGUACCAGUCAUCCAGCAAUGGCUCUGAAGGUUCCACUGUUCUAGAUGCCCUGACGCCAGCCUCCAGCCCGUCGUCCGUUGUUUACGGGCUGGCAGCGGGACAGGAGGAGUUCUCAUCGUCCUCCUCAUCGCUUAAUCUGGAGUGUCGAGUUUGUGCUGACCGCGCCUCGGGCUACCACUACGGAGUCCACGCCUGCGAGGGCUGCAAGGGUUUCUUUCGGCGGACCAUCCGUCUGAAGCUGGAAUAUGACAAGUGUGAGCGCCGAUGCAAGAUCCAAAAAAAGAACCGUAACAAGUGCCAAUACUGCCGCUUCCAGAAGUGCCUGUCGGUGGGCAUGUCCCACAACGCCAUCCGUUUCGGUCGGAUGCCGCAGUCAGAGAAGCUCAAGCUGAAGGCGGAAAUGGUGACGGGGGAGCGGGAGGUGCAGGACCCGCAGGUAGCUGACCAGAAGACGCUGGCCCGACAGAUUUACGAGGCCUACCUCAAGAACUUCAACAUGAACAAGGCCAAGGCUCGAACCAUUCUCACGGGCAAGACCAGCACCCCUCCUUUCGUCAUCCAUGACAUGGAGACCCUGCAGCUGGCCGAGCAGACGCUGGUGGCAAAGAUGGUGGGCUCAGCGGGACCCCUGAAGGACAGGGAGGCAGAAGUUCGGAUCUUCCACUGCUGCCAGUGCACGUCGGUGGAAACCGUCACAGAGCUCACAGAGUUUGCAAAGUCCAUCCCUGGGUUCUCGAGCCUGGACCUGAACGAUCAGGUGACUCUUUUGAAAUAUGGGGUGUACGAGGCCCUCUUCGCCAUGCUCGCCUCCAGUAUGAACAAGGACGGGCUACUGGUGGCGUACGGCUCAGGCUUCAUCACACGGGAAUUCCUCAAAAGCCUGCGGCGGCCCUUCAGUGACAUGAUGGAGCCAAAAUUCCAGUUUGCAAUGAAGUUUAACGCCAUGGAGCUGGACGACAGUGACCUGGCUCUGUUUGUGGCCGCUAUCAUCUGCUGUGGAGACCGCCCAGGCCUGGUCAAUGUGACGCACAUUGAGCGGAUGCAGGAGAGCAUUGUGCAGGUGCUUCAGCUCCAUCUGCUGGCCAAUCACCCCGACGACUCUUUCCUCUUCCCCAAGAUGCUGCAGAAACUGGCCGACCUCCGGCAGCUGGUCACUGAGCAUGCUCAGCUUGUGCAAGAGAUUAAAAAGACAGAGGACACCUCCCUGCACCCGCUCCUGCAGGAGAUCUACAGAGACAUGUACUGAGUUGUUGUUGAGGGAAAAUAACCGGGAGAGGCAGUCUACAAAUCAUCUCUUUUUUUUCAGGGACAGAAUAAGAAAAUCCCUCCAUAAGCUAGGAUGAACCACUUAAACCCCCACAAUGCAGCAGGGGUAAGCUUUGGCUUCUGGUCAGCAGAAGAGGUCCUGCCAAGACGCUGAUGAUUCUCUUGGUUUGACAAAGCUCUCCGCUCCUUUGCGUGGUGCUUCAUCAGCAGAAAAGAUUUGGCGUACAGCUGAUUGAGCCCCUAUCUAGAAACCAGUGUAUGCCAUCUCUGACCAAACACUAAAUGCUGAUUUGAAGUAUUUGAGUUGAUCUCCUUCCUAAACCCUUAACAAAGCCCUAAAAUGAGGAAAGAAAGUGAACUUGAUAGUCACCACUCCAGCAGUAUGCUUGAAAUCAGAUUUUCAAACUGAUGUCAAAGAACCAUAUACUUUCACAGCUAACAGCACCCAAAUGACUUCAAUGGGCAGCAACAUUUAGGCAGUAACAAUAGAGUGUUCGAGCAAGGCAGCUUCUGCCACAUCGGCUGUCAAUAAAGGUUGGUGAUGGUUAUCCAUGCACCUGCCCCCCUCCCACCAUUGCUCUUCGCCUGUUUUAUACCCAGAGACACAAUUGAACUGCUCCUGAAAAUAAGCAUUUAUUUGUACUGUAAGCCAUACUGUGUUUGUGAUGAUACUGGAAAUGAUCAAUGUCUCUCGUCUUUUACUCACUACACAUCUGCAAGACUUGGUUUGGAUCUUCAUCACAUAUUACUCAACAGAAUCCAGGCAAACUUAUCUUUGCACUAAGAAAUUCAUCAUGGCAAUAUUUUAUAUCAGACCUCUGUUAAAUGCCUUUCUUACAAAACACAUGCACAGACAUUUGGCACUCCAUCCUGGUAAAGUGUCCUGGUAUUCAAGGGCUAACACCACGAUAAACUGGGUUACAAUCUUAAAACUGGCAAAAGAACGACUGAAAAACAGAUUUGCGAGAAAUUGAUUUAUCAGAUGUUUAUUCUGAAGCAGUAAAGCCCUCUUCCCUCGAUAAUAAUCUUAUUAUAAUGGUCAAUCAAUAAUUCAUUUAGUAUCUCUUCUUCUCAUUUCAGUAGUUCUGCCUUCUAUUGUUUUUCACUGGCUGUGUUUGGUCCUCAUAACAUAUGCAGUUCAUUAAGAUUCAGCGGUCUUACGUACACAUUUGAUAUAUUAUUGCAAAGGAAAUCACUAUACCCUUUUUCAUUUAAAGGUUUUGUUUAGCUCAUGCAACUGUAAACUGAUAGGCAAAAAAGACAACACAAAAUCAGGCAUGUUGCCGUCUGCACUUAUUCAAUUGUGUUUUUUAAACGGCUAAAAGAUUAGACGUUCUUUUAGCAACACAAGUGAUUGGUGAAGAAUGAAGACCAAAUACAUUUCCAGAAGAUGUUUUUUUCUCUAUGGCGAUAAAGGUGCAUGUGAAGAGGCCACUCUUGUAUGUUGUUGAAAUACUGCCUUUGCUACACACUACAUAAAAGACCUACAGUAAGGAAAUGUUGAUAAGAAUACGGUAAAAACAUGCAUGGCUGAUAGUUUGGAUAAUAUAUUUAAAUCUGAAUUUCCUUAUCUAACCAAAAUCUACUAAAAUCCUGUAUGUAUUGAACUUCAAUCACCAGAAAUGGACCUUGAGUUUAUAAUUACAUCACAUUGUAUAAACAGAGUGUAUUGUACAUAGCUGAAAUGAUCACAUAGACUGCUCUCCCUGACUCAUGAUGUAUACAAGGUACUAAUGAUGAUCAACUUUUGUAUUCCUCCGUUUGGUAAAUACUUUUAAAUGUUUGAAAUUUUACAAUUAAUGUAGUUUAUGUUUUUUGCUUAAAUGCCACAUACUUGUGUUUUAAUUGAAUUGGAUCAUAUUUUUAUACUAAAGUAUAUAUAAGUAUGACUAAAUCAGAUAAUUAUGUAUUUGAAAUGGCACGAUUGACGAGUGCAGUGUAAAUAGACGUAAAGGUAACAGGGCAACUAGUAAUCUAUAGUAUACAUAGAUCUGAAUCCCGUUGGGGACAUUCCUUUUGUUAAUUGCUAUUUUUAGAUAGAAAACCAUCAAAGCUGCAGUAUGCAUUCAGUUCAUUUCAACUGUAUUUCAUUUAUUUGUUGAAUUAAGCUCUUAUGAUUUGAAGUGAAAGCAUACGUGGGCUGUACAGGGCUGUAAUAGCUCACAAUAGUGGAUUAAAACUUGACUUCCAUGACCUUUUAUCAUUUGAAAAAUCAAAUCACAGCCCAGCACUGAUCCUCUCCUCUUUUUAUACUGUGUUCUCAGGUUGCAUAUUCUCAUAUGUAAUAUAUAUUCACAGAAUGUUAUCAUCAAAAAUCCUCAAUAGUUGCCUCCUGUUGUUGAACAAACCAUGUAUUUGUUUUGACACAUCACAUCUCUGUGGAUAAUAUACAGAAUGCAGUCGUAUGGUGACUACUAGGUGACUAUGUGCAACACAUCACAUGCUAUUACAGUAAAGAAGAUGCAGUAAGGAAAAUGCAAUAUGUACUGUUUUAUAAUCCUGUUUUUGUCACGCUUUUUGUCUGACUUUCCUCUCCCCCCUCGCUGCUAUAUUGUACUAACUCACCAAACAUUUCUUAUGCCAUGAGUAGAUUACUGACGUUCAAGCUGCCUCUACUUACUUCUUAUACCUUCUCACAGAAUGUCAGUCCCAUAUGCAGAAUUUAUUCAAUGCAGCUCGGUUUCGUUCCCCUCGCAAGGUUUUCGGGAAUUGUAGUUCCCAGUAACGCGUUGGGAUAAACCACAAACAAUCUGUGCCUUAGCGUGUGCUUAUGCCAUAAAACACAACAGAUUCAGAAAAAAAGACUGGACUUGCACACACACUUUUACACUUGUAAACUGUUUAUUUCAUCAGCUAGAAUGAGCUGUUUGAAACACAAUAGAGCCACGCAGACAGCAAAUUGUCACAGGAGAUUAAGGAAAGUAUCCUACACAGAGACAGAAGUGCUAUUGAAGAUUCAUUUUACGGUACAAAAAAGGACAAAAACUAAAAGCAAAAUGGUUGAAAAGCUAGAGUGCUAGAGGAGAAGUCAUGCAAAUAUUGAUGUCUGCUUUCCCUUAGGAAUGUUUGUUUUGUGGUUGAAUUGACAAGGGACUUUUUGACUUGUAUCAGGGAAAACAUAGUCUUCCUUUGUUGAACUAGCUCAGGACAUAGGAAGAAACUGUUCUUCCUUCUCUAUCUUUCUGAAAAGAGAUUAUAGUGCUCCGCCUUACAGCACACAAACACCAACAACAAUAUUGAUUGAUAUUGAAAUCACUGUUCAUUUUACUUUCAAAAACUGACAGAACAAUUUACCUGGGGCAGCAGUCAUAGGAAUUAGGUAUUUGAUUUUUUUUUCUUCCUUGGUUCUAAUGGAGUUUGUUUUUGUGGCUGUAGUGUCAUGCAAAGAGACAACAGAGAGUAUCUUUGGAUGUGUUGUUAAUGUGUAAUGUGGCUUGGUAAAAAUGCUGUAAAUGUUUGAUGAAUGUAUAUCUAGUCAUUUAAACAAUGGAACAAGUUGACAUUGAAUGGAUUUCAAAAUAAAAUGAUUUUUAAAUCCA
Molecule: messenger RNA, 5210 nt
Organism: Eleginops maclovinus (Patagonian blennie)
Lineage: Eukaryota; Metazoa; Chordata; Actinopteri; Perciformes; Eleginopidae
Gene: pparab
Product: peroxisome proliferator-activated receptor alpha b
Exons: 7
Coding region: 242-1651 (469 amino acids)
Biological process (GO): positive regulation of transcription by RNA polymerase II; hormone-mediated signaling pathway; cell differentiation
Cellular component (GO): nucleus
Molecular function (GO): nuclear receptor activity; DNA-binding transcription repressor activity, RNA polymerase II-specific; zinc ion binding
Source: RefSeq, a predicted model, not a curated record